AUGAAAUAUGAGACACUUAAAAAGGCUAUUAUUCAGCGAAUCACGCCUUCUGACAAGGUCCGUCUGCAGCAAAUAUUUAGUGAUCUGCAGCUAGGAUAUAGGAUGCCCUCAGCCAUGUUGCGCGAAAUGCAACGGCUCAUCGGCGCGUUCAACAUGGACGUAGGGAUUCUCCGCGAGCUGUGGAUGCAACGCCUUCCUGAAAGCACACAGGCUAUCCUUGCAGUAGCAAGUGACUUGCCCAUCACAGCAAUUGCAGAUCUAGCAGACCGCGUCAUCGAACGGCACCAGCCAGAGACUGAAACCAAAGCAUCUAAGCAGCUUUGCCCUAGCGCAACCACAACGACAGGCGCGAUUAGCCCGCCGCCGGCAAUAGACGCAUUAUCAUUGCAGAUAGCGUCGCUUCAGCGCCAGAUCGAGGAACUCACUUUAAACCGUAAGCAUCGCAACCGGUCUGGAUCAUCGCCCCGUCGCACAAAACCUGAUGCCACAGAUUACUGCUUUUACCACUCGCGUUUCGGUACUAAAGCCCGUAAGUGCGUACAGACGUGUAGCAACUCCGCUAUAGAUGAUCCGCCACGCCGGCAUGUAAUGGCCACGAACGUCAGCAAAGCUCAAAGUCGUCUCAUCUACAUUAGAGAUUAUAACUCGGAUACCCAGUUCUUAGUUGAUACCAGGGCGGAAGUCAGCGUCCUUCCCCCUAUACCAGGUGGGCCUACAGCUUCUCUGUCGACAAGCCCCACUGCUGCCAAUGGCACGCCAAAAGCCACCUACGGUCAUCGGUCGCUUACCCUAAACCUAGGUCUUAUGCGCACGUUCCACUGGGUAUUCACUGUCGCUGCAGUCCCCUUUGCCAUCAUCGGCAUUGACUUUCUCAGGCAUUUCAACCUAUUGGUCGAUGCGAAACGCCAGAUGAUAGUCGACACUGCAACAAAACUCAGUGUACGUGGCAUCACCGCCGAUGUCCCAUCUAUAUCCCCGGUCUAUGCAUUUCCCCAGACCUGGCCAGACUACGCUAAUCUAUUUUCUCCGUAUUCAAAACUCGUUCAGCCAAUGAACGCAGCUUUGCCUGUGGAAGCCCAAGUCACGCACCACUUACGGAAGAACGGCCCACCUGUGUCAUGCUGUCCACGCCGACUAUCGCCUGAGAAACUAAAGCUAGCUAGGGCGGAGUUUGAGCAAAUGCUUGAACUUGGAAUAAUCCGCCCUUCUGACAGCCCUUGGUCCUCACCCCUGCAGAUGGUGCCCAAGAAAUCUGGUGACUGGCGCCCUUGCGGUGAUUACCGCGCACUCAAUCGUCUAACCGUCCAAGAUAGGAAUCCCAUCCCACACGUGCAGGACCUUACCGCAAGCCUCACAGGUAAGACGAUCUUCAGCAAGAUCGAUCUGGUUCGCGCUUACCACCAGAUACCUGUGAAAGACAAUGACAUUCCUAAAACAGCCGUCAUCACUCCUUUCGGUUUGUUUGAAUUUUUAAGAAUGCCAUUUGGACUGUGCAACGCCGCACAAACCUUCCAACGCUUCAUCCACGAUGUUACUCGUGGCCUAGACUUCGCCUAUUCCUACCUCGAUGAUAUUUUAGUAGCCAGUUUAUCGGAACAAGGGCACCUCGAGCAUCUUCGAACUCUCUUCCAGCGCUUGACCCAACACGGUGUCACAGUCAACCCGACUAAGUGCGAACUCGGUAAAUCAACGGUAGAAUUCCUAGGCCACCUCGUUUCAUCGUCUGGUAUCGAAGUCCUUCCUGAUAAGAUCCGAGCAAUGAAGGACUUCCCAGCUCCGACUUCGUUCAAGCACCUCCGUCGGUUUUGUGGUUUUGUCAACUACCAUCGACGCUUCAUUCCGCGCUGCGCUCAGCUUAUGCAGCCAUUGACUGACUUACUCAGAGGAAAUGAACGUAAGUUCGCUUUCCCUGACACAGCACAGGCAGCCUUCGCCGAGCUCAAGGAUGCUAUCUCCAACAUAGCCCUCCUCGCUCAUCCGGAAUCGACUGCACCUCUUUCUAUUACGACUGAU
Messenger RNA from Dicrocoelium dendriticum, 2013 nucleotides. The record is from the annotation of a GenBank genome assembly. Lineage: Eukaryota; Metazoa; Platyhelminthes; Trematoda; Plagiorchiida; Dicrocoeliidae.